This is a messenger RNA of Alternaria atra, 3591 nucleotides long. RefSeq lists its product as uncharacterized. Lineage: Eukaryota; Fungi; Ascomycota; Dothideomycetes; Pleosporales; Pleosporaceae. Bases 1 to 3591 code for a protein of 1196 amino acids. The transcript has 9 exons. The record is from RefSeq and is a predicted model, not a curated record.
AUGGCAGUUGCGUGCGGAACGCGUUUUGGCGGGGCGCCCAAGCCUACCGGUAGCCUUCUCAUCACCGCGAAGCCCACCACACUCGCGCCCCAGGCGUACAGAACAUUCCAAGAAAGCUUCGAUAGCUUCGAAAGGACAGUACAGCGGUAUUCACGCACCGACGAUCGCGAGUUCAGCGACACCACACUGCGCGAUGUGCGCGAUGCCGCGAAACAGGUCGAGCGACAGCUUGCUGCGCGACAGUGCAUGCGGAACAUGAAGCGCUUCGAGCCGUUUCUCAAUGGGCUGGAGGCGUACUCCAAGGUCAUUGAAGUGCUGUGCAACGGCACGCCUUUUCUUAGUUGGAUAUGGCUCGCUACGGAUCAUAUCAGCGCUUUUGAGAAACUGUUAGCAGCGUACAGUCAGAUCGCAGCAAUGCUACCUCGAUUCGAUCGGCUAGGAACUGCUCUGCAAGAUAAGCCUGACUUUCAGCAAGCACUUGCAGUCGUCUACAGUGACAUCCUGAAGUUUCAUGAGCAUGCAUAUAAGCUGUUCAGACGAAAUGGCUGGAUUUGUUUCUUCAAAUCGUCCUGGGGACAAUUCGAAAGCAGGUUCAAUUGCAUCCUGGAUAGUCUCGCAAAACACGCCACAUUGAUCGAUCAAGAAGCAAACGCAUACCUUGUCUCAGAAACCAUGCAAUGGCGCAGAGAAGCUCUUCAAGCAGUAACAAAAACGGAGAAGGAUCGGUCGACAGCGCAGCUUACAGCAGCGCUUUCUUGGCUGGGUCUCGAGACUGUCCCUCAUUGCGGUCAGGCUUACCAAGACAACCUCCUUCACAGACUCGUCAACGACUGUUGUGACGGUACUACUGAAUGGAUUCUAAGACACCAAAGGAUGAGGGCGUGGCUUCAAAAUGGACGGGGCGCUCCAGUUUUAUGGCUGAAGGGCAAGCCUGGCUCCGGCAAAAGUACGCUAUGUGCGAAGACGGUACAAUUUCUUCGUGCACCCCAACAGUCGACCAUCUUGUUCUGUUUUUACAGCUACACUGUCAGCAGCAUAUAUCCCGAUCCUGUGGUCUUCAUUCUCGCCACAUUAGUAUCUCAAAUUCUUCGACAACGUACCGAUCUUGCCACUUACGUGUACGAAGAAUUCGUCGCUGAGAGUCGUUCGCUCUCCGUUCAGAACCUUCAAGGGCUUCUAUCGAAUCUGCUCCCACAGUUGGUGAUGCCACGAAUUCUGAUCGAUGGCAUCGACGAGUGUAUCAGAUACGACAUGCAUGGAAAACCAUGCGAUCUCACUCCUGUCAGAGAUGUUCUUGUUUCGAUACUGCAACUUGAGAGCCCAUCGCAAGCUUGUGCACCGACGAAGAUCCUUAUUGUCAGUCGGGACAUUUUGGAGUUGGUAGGAAAAUUGUCGAAAAGACCGACAGUGGCACUGGACCAAGAGAGCGAUGCGUUGACAGCCGACAUAACACGUUUCGCUACUAAAAGCCUAGAAAUCAUUCGGGAGAAGUUUGAGCACCUCGUCGGUGUAGACAAAAUUCUCGCAGAGGUAAAGAAGAAUGUAGUUUUAAAGUCUCAAGGAAUGUUCCUCUGGGUGCGACUAGUGUUAGCGCAACUGGAGAUCGACGCAUACAAUCUUGACGACUUAGAGAAUGCGAUUGCCAGCAUGCCGCACGACUUGCAUGAUUUCUACUCCCGCAUCGUACAGAGGAUCAUGCUCUAUCCAUCCCUAUCGCGAGAGCGGACCAUCAACAUACUGAAAUGGAUUCUAUGUUCGAGACGCCCGCUGAGGAUCCCAGAACUUCAGGAUGCUAUCGUAUUUGCGUCAGGGGCCGUCUCGUUAUCGGAGAGGUCAAAGCUUCCUGCAGCGAUCGUCGACCUCUGCAAACCUCUGAUACAAACAGAUGAUAAUGGGCAAAUAUCUUUUGUUCACUUCACAGUUCAAGAGUACCUUCUGAAAAGUGGUUUCGUUUCGCUACGGGAUGCGGAGAGCUGUACUACCAUUACUUGUCUGAACUACCUGACUUUCAGCCUUCAUCUUUCCGAUUCCAUUAUCCCUGCCGAACAAAAAGCAGUCGAUGUUGGCAAAUGCUUGUAUUCCCUUCAGCCAUAUGUCCACGAGCAUUGGCUUGACCAUCUUCUCGCCUUCGCAGCAGAAAUUGCGCAUGGUAGGGACCGAGGAUUGGAAGCUUGCCUGGAAACUCUCCUCUUCAUCAGUUCUCAGCAGCAUACGCGGUAUUUGGACUCAGCAUACGACGUACAACCAGACCUUCUCGCCGCGCGUAAUUUCGAGCCUCGUCUGAGAUACCUUGAGCACUAUGCAGAUUGUUACAAACUUCUCUGUGUUUAUGUAAAUUAUCGGCGUGCCAAACAAGUCCAUUUCGAGAAGUCCGAUGACUACAGAGGACCUUUGGAUCCCACGCCUUUCAGCGUAGUCCAGCUCGAAUACGCUACGCAAGUCGAUCAUCUGCUCUCAGCAGUUACGGUUGCAGGACUCACACCAGAACAGCUCACGAUGUUCAAGACGUCCAAUCGACCAUAUGCGUUCAGCCACCAACAGGGCGGUAUGGGAAUGGGUUUCCAGAACCCUAUGGCAAACGUAAACCAGGCACAGCUACAACAAUUGCAAGCAUCGAGAAAUAGACUAAUGGGACAAGGACGUUUCUCUAACAUUCCUCCUCACUUGGUCCACCAACAGCAGCAGAUAGGUAGUCAACAACCUAGUAGCCCGCAGGAGCAUGCUGCCAUAGCCUACGCAAGACAACAACACGCUCAAAAACACGCUCAACAACAUGCUCAACAACACGCUCAACAACACUAUCAAAUGCAGGCACAGGAGCAGGCGAUUUCUGUGCAACAUGCCCGCGUCAUGACCCCUCCUGGACCUCAUCACUCUAUUCAGCAACCGUUGACUGCUGACCCCAACCUAUUCGAGCUUACGCGUCAAGCGCAACAAAGAGCUGCCGCCGGUCGGCCGGGCAAACAACCACUAACCAAUGAGGUUCGUAUGAACAUGAUCCCGGCCGACCUCGACCCCAACGUAAAGCAGCAACUCCUUAAGGCCCCUGAUCCUCAGUUCAGUAUGAUACUACAGUGCUACAUGGGGAGCCUUCGUCGCCAAAAUGAAAUGCAAAACAGCGCAUUUCCGCCACUAUUGCCUCCAGUAGAAGCCACCGUUGAGGAGCAAGAGUCAUUCACGCCUCGAAGACCACCACCAUCGCCUCCAGUAAAAGCCACCAUUGAUGAAGAAGAGUUAUCUACGAUAAAAUGCAUCUGUGGAUACUCCGAUGACGAUAGCAACACGGUAUUGUGCGAGACGUGCGAUACCUGGCAGCACAUCGUGUGUUAUUACGAGUCUACCCAACAUGUGCCUGAUAUACACGAGUGUGUAGACUGUCUUCCGCGAAUUAUUGACUUGAAAGGCGCCUCUGAGAAGCAACGCCUCCGAAGGAAGGUACACAGCAUCGGCGAGCGCAAGAGCAGACCGAAAGCAUCAGCGCCAUUUCCCGAAUUGUCCCGGAACGCUUUCACAAAAAAUGUGACGGUGCCAUCAGCUGCUUCAAAUUAUUCUUUUUUGGGUCCAGGCGCACAUGUAAACCAAAUUCAAUAG